AUGUUGGAAUCUACUGUGGCCGAGUUGACGGCGCAUUGGCCAGGACAUGGAGCGGUGAUCCGCACCUUGCUGGACUUCUUCGGCGAUGUGAGUAAAGGCGAGUCUCGCGGCACACGCAUUCACGCUGACUGCGCUGAGGCGCCGAUCCAGCCCGACAGCCCUGUACCGCCAGCCAUACACCUUCACGCCAGCAGUGCAGCACGAGCCGACGCUCUCAUCGCCUCGCUCUUCGAGCGCACAUCCGUCACUUCGUGCAAGAUCGACCCGCUUCAAGUGUGCAGCGUCUCUUCGGUCUUUGAAAGACUCGUCGCGGACCUGGGAGGUGCGAGCUCAUCCAGACCCAAGGCACACUUCGACAACCUCGACUUGGCUUUGAAUGGGCUUGCACGCGCUCUGACGCACGAACAGGAGCGCAAGACAGUCAUAGUCGUGAAAGGGGCGGAAAGGAUGAGGGACGUGUGGGAUGAAGCGCUCAGCGACGCAUUUUGGAGGCUCGCAGAAUUGGUGAGAAGGAUUCGAUAAGGCGGCUUCCGACUAGAAUUGGCUACUGAGGCUGCUCAAGUAUCACUUGCCUGCCGUCAGCUGGGGCUUCAAGGCAGGCUUUGCGUGGUGACCAUCUCCACCUUAUCCAUACGACACUUUCGAACAGUCAAGGGCAACGCGCCAAGCCUGGGCUCAGGCCAGCCACUUCAACUGCGCAUGUCUGCUCUUCACAAGCCAGGUGCGUGGCACUGCGAUCGAUCCUGUCUCGUUGUAGUCGCUGAUCCCAUGCUUGGUCGGAAUGGCGUAUGCAGACGCGCUUCAGCUACUUCGCAAAGAUGCCGAUCAACUGGUGCACGGCAUCAGCAGUACGCCUGCCCAUUUGUCAGGUCUUCGUGCACUCCACGAAGUCUAUAUUGGCCUUGCGUACGACACGCUGUCUGCCGAUGUCGUAGAUGAAGAAGAGAUGCGGAUGCUCGUAGCUGCAAUCUGGCACCCUUUCGCGGUGCCCGUCCAGACAGGCGAAGGUGAGGCGGAGCUGCAAGUCGAAUCCUCGCCGCAGAUCUCGCUCACACAAACAUCUUUCAAUAGUGACCUCCACUGCUUUGCCAGCUUUACUCGCACGAUCUACGCCGCUCUUCAGAGACGCUUUGCUGCGCGUGCUACCCCGCCUAGUAUGGCCACAGGCAUGGGUUCGAUGGGCCGUCGCCCAAGCGAGAGAGCGGUCGGAAGCCGCUGUCGCAGGAAAUGAACGCAGCGCCGCUCGUACGACCACACUGCGAGGCUCACAGGCGAAAACAUCCUCUGGCACCUCGAUGGAGUCCGCGUCCCUUGCGCGCUUAGAGACGUACAUUGUCAUCGCUGCUUUUCUAGCCUCUUUCAAUCCUGCUCGACUGGACGCGAGGUACUUUUUGAGGGACGAGCAUGCCCUAUUGCCCGCUGCAGAAAGGGCCGAGGCGCAAGUCAAGCUUCGAAGGAAAAAAGGCGGAGCGUUUCGCAGGAAACCAAAGAAGAAGGCUACCGCUGAUGAGGGACGGAAAGAGACCUUGGUGAGUCGCGUUCGAGGGGAACGACAAGCUCAGAGACUCAUGACAAUCUCUCGCAACGUGGAUGCUGCAGAAUUCUCAAGCUCUUUUGGGCCCCAAACCAUUUCCUAUCGAGCGCCUUUUGGCCAUCUUGCAAGCACUGCUCAUCGAAUCGAAGGAAGACACUGCUCUGUUGCAAGACAGCAUUGGCGGUCCCUCGGCGGCGCAGCAAGCAGAGGUGCUCAGUCGGAGCUCCGACGUGUUCAAGCAGGUGAGUGGAACGGCGCAGCUUUCCGCGUUCGGCGCACGAGCUCAUGAUUCGCCGCAUGCUUAGAUCAAUCGCCUAGUUACUCAAAGAUUCUUGACACGUCUCAGCAGCUCCAGCGCUGUUCUGGCCCCCAACGUCCAGCUCAGAUGCAACGUCACGCACGAACACGUCUCGCGCCUCUGCAAAGCCGUCAGCUUCGAUUUGCAGGAGUGGCUUUGGGAUUGGGCAGGCGGUGCUGGAGAAGCUUGA
Ceraceosorus bombacis is the source of this 2022-nucleotide messenger RNA. The record is from the annotation of a GenBank genome assembly. Lineage: Eukaryota; Fungi; Basidiomycota; Exobasidiomycetes; Ceraceosorales; Ceraceosoraceae.